Plutella xylostella (diamondback moth) is the source of this 2846-nucleotide messenger RNA. RefSeq names its product L-type amino acid transporter minidiscs (gene mnd). Gene Ontology annotation, molecular function: L-amino acid transmembrane transporter activity. Gene Ontology annotation, cellular component: membrane. Gene Ontology annotation, biological process: amino acid transmembrane transport. The record is from RefSeq and is a predicted model, not a curated record. Lineage: Eukaryota; Metazoa; Arthropoda; Insecta; Lepidoptera; Plutellidae.
UUCUGCAAGAGACUCGUUUUUGGUGCAUCCCAGUACAGAAAUCCCGAAAUGCUUCCUGGAUCGAAAAAAAACAUAAGAAACACACGCAAGUCAUUCACCCCGGCCGGCGGGCGUGCUGACAUGCCCACAGCUUUCAAAUUACUCACAUCCUGUAUGAAAAGGAGUACAAUUCGUCUUCUAUUAUGUCUUUAUUGCCUGAUACAACAGAUUACUAUGUGUUAACUCGUGGAAUUAUUUUGGUGAAUAAUAUAAAUCUCAUAUUUAUUAAUGCCAAAUGCGCACGUGUUAAAUUGAACACGGCACACACGACAGAGAUAGCUUGUGCAGUAGCGACUUGAACAAAGUUGGCUCUGUGUUUUUACAAAUUGGUGCAGGAAGCCGUUUUGGCCUAUAGCCUGUUGGGACAAGGUUGAUAGUCGCUUGCGGACCGGUUCUACCCAGGCCUUUUGUGCAUUGAGUCAUGCGGCGGCGGUAGACGACUGGCGGCGGCGGCGGCGGCGGCGGGCCAGUGCGUGUGAAACAGUUGCCGCCUGCUAGUGAGGAGUAGCGCGUGGAGCGCUCGCGACGUACCCCCGCGCACGCACAGACAUCGCACCCGGCGUACUACACCGUUCCCGACUACUUGGACCUCCUCACAUACAGGAUAGGUGCCUAAUAAUAAUUCGCGGUAACCACAUUCUUAUCAAAACCCCAGUUCCGCUUCACCUACCGCUGAACAUUAAGUGGAACAUUUAAAUGUGACGAAUAUUUUAACCUUCCGCGUUAACUAGAAGAUUUAAUGAAUGGAAAAAAGAAAAGUAACAAACAACGUGUAGACCUAGUUUACCGUACUGUGCUAGCGAGCGGUUAUCAGUCGGAGCCGCCGGUCUGACCCACAUCCCAUGGUGAUCAGGUCUCACACGUGGUGUUUCGCGCCUCCACUGCCUGUAGUGAUGCAAUGUUUGUAUGGUCUAACCUCAUCGCGCGGGCGCCGUAACAGGUGAUUCUUAUGGAAGCGUUGAUAGUGACUUAGUGAAGAUUCUAAUUGUGUUUACUUAGUGACUGAUAACUGAUAAGUAAAAUGGCGAAAGUGACGUCGACGGAAGGCUUGACGCCGAAGGUGAUGGAUAUGGGUGGUGAAGAAGUGGACAAUGCGGAAGAUGCGUCUCGAGAGGGGGUGCACCUGAAGAAGGAGUUGAGUCUGAUGAACGGGGUGGCGAUCAUCGUGGGGGUGAUCGUGGGCUCGGGCAUCUUCGUGUCGCCGAGCCUGGCGCUCAAGUACUCGGGCUCCAAGGGCAUGGCGCUGCUAGUGUGGGUGCUGUCCGGUUUCCUCUCGAUGAUUGGGGCGCUCUGCUACGCCGAGCUGGGCACAAUGAUCCCGAAGUCGGGCGGCGACUACGCGUACAUCGGCGAGGCGUUCGGCGCCCUACCCUCGUUCCUGUACCUGUGGGUGGCGCUGUUCAUCCUGGUGCCGACGGGCAACGCCAUCACGGCGCUCACCUUCGCGCAGAAUAUCCUCAAGCCGCUCUGGCCGGCCUGCGAGCCGCCCGCUGAUGCCGUCAGUUUGAUAGCUGCUUUUAUCACUUGUCUCCUAACCCUCAUAAACUGCUACAACGUGAAAUGGGUGACACGUCUGCAAGAUUCCUUCACCUUGGCCAAGAUCCUGGCUCUCCUGGUGACCUUCUUCGCCAGUCUCUGGUACCUGUUCUCAGGACACACGGAGAACCUUCAGUCUAUGAUGACGGGGACGAAUACUUCGCCGAGCGCCAUCGCUAUUGCAUUCUACACGGGACUGUUCUCGUAUUCUGGAUGGAAUUAUCUGAACUUCGUCACUGAAGAGCUGAAGGAGCCUUACAGGAACCUACCACGAGCGAUCUGCAUCUCCAUGCCAGUAGUGACCCUGGUCUACGCACUCACAAAUGUGGCAUACUUCGCCGUUCUGACCAAUGACGAGAUCCGGUCUUCCGAGGCCGUCGCCGUCACGUUCAGCGAGAAAAUCCUCGGAGUCAUGUCCUGGAUCAUGCCCCUGUUUGUCGCUUUAUGCACCUUCGGGUCAUUGAACGGGGCGAUCUACGCGUCUUCUAGAUUGUUCUUCGUUGGCGCCCGGAAUGGACACCUCCCAUUGGCUAUCUCGCUCAUUGAUGUCAAGCGGCUCACUCCGGUGCCAUCUUUGAUUUUCAUGUGCCUGGUGACACUUCUGCUGCUGAUGUCCAACAACGUGGAGUCCCUGAUUGUGUGCGUGACGGCGGUGGAGGCGCUGUUCACGCUCUGCUCCGUCAGCGGCCUGCUGUGGAUGCGGUACUCGCGCCCCGACCUCGUGCGGCCCAUACGAGUCAGCCUCGUGUUGCCCAUUGCCUUCUCCAUCAUCUGCAUAUUCCUGGUCGUCCUCUCGUGCUUCACCCAUCCGGUGGAAUUGGGAAUUGGGAUCCUGUUUAUAGUGUUGGGCGUUCCCGUGUACGGAGUAUUUAUCAAAUGGCAGAACAAGCCGGCCUGGCUCGACCACGCCUGCAACUCGUUCACGACGACAUGUUCGAAGCUGUUCCUGUGCGUCCCCGAAGACGCUAAGGACUUAUGAUGUUAUAGAACAUCUUUUGUACUGGCUGUGCUUUGACGUUUGUUUUUUUUUACACUCAAUCUCUGUUGGAUCUUCGUAAUUUAAGUCGAUAUUUAUUUUACUGACCGCUUCUGCUUUUAGCGUAAUGGAAACGUGAUCUGUUACUGUGGUCCAUACUUGCUAAUGGUUGUCUAUGACUGUAGUACACACAUUCCGUCAAUAACGCAUUGACAAUAUUCCUAUGCAAUUAGGUGAAUUGUAAUAUAAGUGUAGCGUUAAUCUUAAUAAUUUACCUAAUAAAACGGUAAGAAUA